AAUUUUAGACGUUGGCCCUGCGAUCAUGUCAACGGAACUUCGCCUGCAGUCUCUUCUUUCCGCGAGCUUAGGGCCCCACAUGAAGAGGGUCUUGAGAAAUUUUACAAUUUAGCUUGGCGCUGGAGCGGCCGCAACACCGUGGUUUGUAAAUAAAGUUUCCUUUUCUGGUUUUCUUUCAUUGAAAAACGAACUUCUUGCUUUUUCGUUUCCCCGCGCGAACUCCGCAUUUGCGGUCAACUCUGCAGAGAAGCGUUCAUCCAAGCUGACGACUUGAAAAUAGUUGCUCGCUCCUGCUUUCUUCUGCCUCCAAUCACAUUCCACGAAGAACGUGUCAAAUCUCUCCCACAAACGGCCUUGUUUCGGGCUACGGGAGAGCUUCGAACUCCUCUGCUGUCUUCGGCGGAACGUCGUCGAUCGUGAGUGGCUCGGGCGGUUCCCGGUGACUGUUGCAAGGGCGUGAGGAGACACCACUUCGUGGACGUUUUUACCUGGAAUAAGUCGAGCUGUAUCCGGAGCUUGAUUGCCUCUUUUACGCGUCUCCGAGCUUGCCUCUUUCCGACCGCACGAGGAGCAGGGAAGACUGCAGAGUGCAGACUCUCAGUCGUCACGAACUUGGAGCUCGCCUCUCUGUGUCUACUCCCUCUCAAAACCGCUCUGCCGAACCGCAGAGGGAAACGGCAACUGUCGGGGUUGUGCACUGAGUGAGAAUGCCCCUGGCGUGUCUUCUUUCGUCGCUCUCCGCCGUGCCACACCGCUUGAUCCGAGGUUCUCAGGUGUACGUACAACACCCGGAAGUUACUUCCCUCGGACCGGCGUGGCCGGUUCUGACCGGAGUCUCUUUUCGCGCACUUGUGUGUCCUUCUGCUGUCUUCUCUCGCUUCCUCUCUCCGUCCUUGCUUCGCUUGUCUGCGUCUCCGUUCUCGUGUCGCUUUUCUUCUUUUCCCUGCCUCUGUGUUUCCGGGCAGGCGCCCACUGGUCGCCUUCCCCCUGCUGUGCGUUUCCCGCCCUCAGCUGUCUGCUGUUUUCCUGGCGCGCAGCCGCAUUCGACGCUCUCUGCAACGGUCGCGAUGGCUUGGCGCAACUCAAAAACGGGGAAGGCCCGUAGCGGUCCCUUCAGUCGACCAGUCGCCACCGUCGCGACUGCGAAUCGUCAGCCGAAGCGCGCAGGAAAUGCGCUGAGUGGUGUGCCCUUGCCGCCCACGAUGGGCUUGCCUCUGCAGAAGAAGUUUGGCCAGCACUUGCUGAAAAACCAGGCAGUUCUGGAUAAAAUCGUGCAAGCAGCCGACAUCCGCUCCUCGGACACCGUCCUCGAAAUCGGACCUGGCACAGGUAACUUGACAAUGCGCCUGCUGCCCGUCGCGCGCGAAGUGGUCGCUCUCGACGUCGACGCGCGUAUGGUUAACGAGGUGAAGAAGAGAGCAAUAAGCAACGGGUUUAUGAAUCUGGCUGUCCGGCAUGGAGACGCACUUCGCUCCGACUUGGGCGUCUUCGAUGUCUGUGCCGCGAACCUUCCAUACCAAAUUUCAUCGCACUUUCUUCUUCGUCUUCUCGCACACCGACCGCCUUUCAGGUGCGCCGUGCUCAUGUUCCAGAAGGAGUUUGGGGAGCGACUCAUGGCUCAGCCGGGAGACAAGAACUACUGUCGACUGGCGGCGAACGUCAGCCUGUUUUGUACAGUCCAGCGGGUGUGCAAAGUCGACGCCAAGCAUUUCACGCCGCCUCCCAAAGUCGACUCGGUCGUGGUCAAAGUCGUUCCGCGACCCAAUCUCAUCGAUGUCGACUUCAAGGAGUGGGAUGGACUGAUGCGCAUUUGUUUCGGACGCAAGAACCGAACACUGCAUGCGUUGUUUCGCCGCGCAUCGAUUCUGUCGAUGCUCGAAGCGAACUACAAAACGUGGUGCACCCUGAACAAGUGCGCCCCCACUUCGCAGCCUUUCCGGGAGUUCUGCUUAGGCGUCCUCAGUGCGACUGGCUUGGGCGACCGGCGAAGUGUCACCAUCGACAUCGACACGUACUUCUCUCUCCUUCUCGCCUUCAACAAAAAGGGAAUCCACUUCGUCAACGUAGCCAACUUGCCUGCAGGGGAAAAACCCGGAAGCGGGGCGCCAGGAAACUCCAUGGCUGGCACUGAUGAGAACUUCUUCUACGACGACGAUGAGAAGGACAAGGGUGAUGAUGACGAAGAUAUGUGAGUUGCGUAGACACCCACGGUACCAGCGCUUCUGCCACUCUGCUACCUCACUACCAUUCUGGGUUCGCUUUUUCUUCUGCCCUCUACUUUUCUUUCUGUGUCGAUGGUCUUGGCUUUCCCGCCGUGUGUGAGUAUUCCAACAGUCGAGGAAGCGGGCGCAUCCUCCUUCCCUAGUUUUGCCAGUCUGUCUACUGUGUACCGUGGCAGUUACGUGAAUGUGGACGGAAUACGAAAUCCAACAGGGAGACUUUUGAAACACGCUUUUUCGCUGAGUGAGGCACAGCCGUGACCUUUCAGUUUCCGCCGCGCUACUACUAGAGGCACAGGAAAGGCUGGUUUCCGUUCGAGUCAUCUGCAAAGGUGCAACGUCGUGCAGACCUCGGGUGAAACCCAACUGAGUUUUCGUCGUUGCCGAAGCGGGUUAGCGUUGGAAAUCUUACUCUUGUCGACCAGCGGUAUUGCGCGCCACCGUUAUUGUUCUUUUCCGGGUUACAUUAUAAAAGCGUGAGUCACUCGUAGUGGCGGUGACAGCGAGCGUGCACAUUCAUGAGUUUUAAAGUGGUCGAGCGGCAUCUCCACAUCCGGACGAAUACGCAUGAUCACUCAAAUAUCAGCCGUCUACAUGGCAACUGUUUGAUACGCAGUGCUCUCCGGAACACGACAUUCAGAUAUAACUGUACUACAUAGACGUAUAUCAGUACAAAGAUGAAUAGGUGUGAAUAUAUGAAGAUGUGUACGCAGUGUACCAGAGUGGAGUCCUCGUUAAGUCAACGGGAUGGCUCGCAGCUGAUUGCACAUCUACGGUAUGUUCGAUAUCGACGGUGCGCGGCACGCCUGUCGGCCUCCGCCAUGCGUAGUCAGCUUUUCUGGAUAGUGUAUCUGUGGAAAUGAGAGUUGAGAUGCCCCGAUUGGUAAGUCAUGAUCACAUUUACCUGCAGGUCGUUCGGACAAAACCAAUGGUGAAUACGUUGC
Messenger RNA from Toxoplasma gondii ME49, 3163 nucleotides. Its product is annotated as ribosomal RNA (adenine(1779)-N(6)/adenine(1780)-N(6))-dimethyltransferase, putative. The transcript has 5 exons. Bases 708 to 2192 code for a protein of 494 amino acids. Gene Ontology annotation, molecular function: rRNA (adenine-N6,N6-)-dimethyltransferase activity. Gene Ontology annotation, biological process: rRNA methylation. The record is from RefSeq and is a predicted model, not a curated record. NCBI's taxonomy places the organism in Eukaryota, Apicomplexa, Conoidasida, Eucoccidiorida, Sarcocystidae. Gene Ontology annotation, cellular component: mitochondrial matrix.